Messenger RNA from Chroicocephalus ridibundus (black-headed gull), 1326 nucleotides. It is a transcript of the gene MTIF3, whose product is annotated as mitochondrial translational initiation factor 3. Gene Ontology annotation, molecular function: translation initiation factor activity; ribosome binding. The record is from RefSeq and is a predicted model, not a curated record. The coding region runs from base 416 to 1234 and encodes 272 amino acids. The transcript is spliced from 4 exons. Gene Ontology annotation, biological process: mitochondrial translational initiation; ribosome disassembly. Gene Ontology annotation, cellular component: mitochondrion. NCBI's taxonomy places the organism in Eukaryota, Metazoa, Chordata, Aves, Charadriiformes, Laridae.
GGGAGGCCGCUGCGGGCCGGGCCGCGGGAGGCCCGUCGGGCCGCGGGGACCCGGGGCCCACCGACACCCCGCCCGGGGCCGGGUCACAGACACGGUCACGCGUGGGUGUCCCCUGCCCGCCCACUGAAACCCCCAGCGGGGUGGGCGGUCCUUCUAAUACACGGUGUGUGAUGGCGGAGCCGCACGGAGCGAAAUGCUCUUACGUGCCCUGUCAAAGGGAGAAAAAUCCUUCCUCAGAAAGGGUCGUUUUCUUUCUCUUGUCAGACAGCUAAGGCAGCAUUUCGGAAAAUUUAAACAAGGAAUGAAGGAGAAUGAAGGUCAAACCAUGUAUUUAGCCGAUGAGACUUACAAUUCUUUAAAAUAAGCUGUUAUUUUCAUUGCUGUGAUACUGUUAGAGGCCAGUAGCUGACAAAGAAUGACUACCUUUUGUGUGAUGAAACUUCUAUGUCAAGCAAUCAGAAAUGAGAAUAGAUACACAAAAAGGUUCAUUGGUACUCUUCUGACACAAACAUCACAAAAAAGGGUCUUUUCUCCAUUCUGGAUGAUGGUACCUGACCCUAGAAAGUCAUCUGUGUUUGGACUUACUCAGCCAUUUUGUACAGCUGAAAAAUCUCACAGGGAACUGAAAACGAAAGCAGCAUUUGGAAGUGUUGGGCGAAGAAUUCCCUAUCGGAUUUUGCACGUGAUCAACCAGGAUGGAGAGAGCUUAGGAAAUAUGCACCGAGCAGAGGCACUCAAACUUAUGGAUCAGCAUGACCUGAAACUAGUUCUCCUCCGUGAGAACGCAGAGCCUCCUGUAUACAGACUAAUGACGGGGCAGCAGAUUCAUGAAGAACAGCUUAGACGUGCAGAGAAAAAAAAAGCAAGUCCGAAAACAGGGAUGGUUCAGAAGGAGUUAUCCUUUUCUUCAGCUAUUGCCAAGAACGACCUAGAAACCAAGACUAAACAGAUAGCGCAGUGGAUUGAAAAGAAAUACCAUGUUAAAGUUACCAUCCGGCAAGCUAAAGAUAGCAAUAUGGACAUGUUUGUGCUUUUCGAUCAGAUUUUGGAGACUGUCUCUGAGAAAGCCACUUAUCUUUCCAAGCCGAAAGUUACUAGAGAAGGAGUGAGUACCUGUAUUUUGAGACACAAGUCUGACAAGGAGUUGAAAGCACAGAAGAUGGAAAAGGAGAAACACAGUACAGUAAAGAAAGAUGAAAAUGAAGAUCUGAAGUCAAGUGAGUUGCAUCAGUGACUUUAUGAAGAGGUGUAAACAACAUUAAUUUCUUAUUUAAAAAAAUAAUACUAUAAAUUUAAUAAAGUUAUUGUUGAACUUUGCACUGGUCA